This is a messenger RNA of Oncorhynchus keta (chum salmon), 1725 nucleotides long. RefSeq names its product PHD finger protein 24-like. The coding region runs from base 405 to 1673 and encodes 422 amino acids. The record is from RefSeq and is a predicted model, not a curated record. Lineage: Eukaryota; Metazoa; Chordata; Actinopteri; Salmoniformes; Salmonidae. The transcript is spliced from 9 exons.
UGACUAGCAAGGCGUGUUAGUGUGGGUGUGAUUAGUGCAUAGCACUUGCUCCAUGGUUAUUUAUUCUGGCUGUAACUGUGCUGUGCGUACGGCUGCAUUUUCAAGGGCGCGUUCCUCUUGGCGGAGCUGCACUGUCGCUCUCCACACGUGCAAGUGUCAAGAAAAAUAUUUCAGCACUGGAGCUGUCCACUUCAGCGUUUUGACGGACUCUUGUCACUCUUAUCACGGAUAGGUAAUUCGUGUCACAUUUGCAGUAUAUAUUUUUGAAAUCCAGGCUAUUUUGAGUAGGCUAAACGCGUACUUUUCAUUCAAUCGAAGCCUUGCAAUGCUGGGUAGCUGUUCGUGAGACACAAGGAAAAAAAGUCCCAAAUCGCGGUGGAGAGUUGUCCGAUUUUAUCUCAGUAAUGGGAGUGCUCAUGUCUAAGAAGCAGCAGGUGCAGAAAUGCACCUCGGUCGUCUCUGCCUUUCAGCAGGGCAUGAAGGAACGCCCUCCAAACACAACAAACCAGGGGGAAAGAUCUGGAGAGGGGCCGGCUGAAUCCUUGCCACUACCAAAUCCAAAGGAGGAGGGGGAGCACGGGGAGGCAGACGGCAAAGUGGGACCCUCGGGGACCUCCCAGCAAGCUGCUGCUCCAGGUCCGGCUCCCACCAGGGACGAGUGUAAGGUCAACCAGGAGGCCUGGAAUAGGUUACGGGAUGGGAAGGGGGUGGAACCUGAGGAUCUGGACAAGACCGGCCAUCAGCUCAUCCCACCUGCAUUUGUACGUCCCAAGAGAGAUGCCAAUGAUGACCAGCCUGUUGAAAUAGCACUGGGACAGAGAGAGCAGCCGGUCAAUGAUGAGAUGUGUGAGGUGUGUGAGGUGUGGACGGCCAACGACCUGUUCCCCUGCAGGACCUGCACACGAGUCUUCCAUGACGGCUGUCUGAGGGAGUUGGGCUACCUGCGCACCGAACUCCUGCAGGAGAUGAGGGAGACAGCACACACUUCGACAGGCUGGAGCUGCUACUACUGCGACAAUGUGAACCUGCUUCUGACUGAAGAGGAGAUGUACAGCCUAAUGGAAACCUUCAAGCAGUGCAAGAUCAUCCCUGAGUCGUGCCUGGUGUCAGAUGAGCUGCUGCAGUACCGCCACUUUGUGUCCAAGCAACUGUUUGAGAAGGACCUGUCUGAUGAGCAGGAAGAGGAGGUACUGGCUCAGUUCGCUGCCCUGGACUCAGAGAAGAGGGGCCAGAUUGAGUGGUCUGACUUCCUAUACCAUGAGUCCCUGGGAGUGCUCAGGAAGUUCCGCACAGAGAACUCGUUGGUGCGUCUGUUGAGCGCUAAGGAGAGAGACCACGUGCGGUCAGUGUUCGUGGGUUUGGACCUGGAUAAAGAUGGUGUGGUCACGGGAGCAGAGACCCGCUGGGCCCAGCAGUCCUGGUUUCAGAAGUUCAGCAAGGAGUCCCAGUCCUGCAACGUGAGACUCUUUGGAUUGUGUUCUCCUGUGAAUUGUGGUAUUAGCCACGUUGGCCCCAUAUCUGAGAGCAGUCCAGCCAGCUCCAGCAGUGAGAGAAGCAGUCAGAAAGAUGACAACAGACCAGUGAGCUGGGAAGACUUCCUGAGGGAGAGUGCCAUCUACAUCCUGGCUGCACGGCCCAACAGCUUGGCCAUGCACAUCCGCCUACCACUAUAGCCCACGAGACCUCACCCUGCCUGGGAGAGCAUAUUCCAUGGCACUAUAGGGG